This is a messenger RNA of Gasterosteus aculeatus aculeatus (three-spined stickleback), 3854 nucleotides long. RefSeq names its product protein kinase C beta type. Gene Ontology annotation, molecular function: diacylglycerol-dependent serine/threonine kinase activity; zinc ion binding; ATP binding. Gene Ontology annotation, biological process: protein phosphorylation. The record is from RefSeq and is a predicted model, not a curated record. NCBI's taxonomy places the organism in Eukaryota, Metazoa, Chordata, Actinopteri, Perciformes, Gasterosteidae.
GAUCGCUGAGAACAGGGAAGCAGACACGGGGACCUACCGGAAGAAGCAGCGCGAGCAAAACACCGGCUGCGCGAGCGAAACGGAGGCGGUCCGCGGGGAGGAGGAGCAGGAGGAGCAGGUGGAGCAGCAGGAGGAGGAGGAGGAGCAGGAGGACCGGUCCCGUCGCUCCUCGGUAAGAUGGCUGAUUCCGGCAGCGACGGAGAGGCGCCGGAGAGCGCGCGCGGCUUCGCGCGGCAGGGAGCCCUCCGACAGAAGAACGUGCACGAGAUCAAGAACCACAAGUUCAUCGCGCGCUUCUUCAAGCAGCCCACCUUCUGCAGCCACUGCACGGACUUCAUCUGGGGCUUUGGGAAGCAGGGAUUCCAGUGCCAAGUGUGCUGUUUCGUGGUCCAUAAGCGCUGUCAUGAAUUUGUCACCUUUUCCUGUCCGGGGGCCGACAAGGGACCCGACUCCGAUGAUCCUCGUAGUAAACACAAAUUUAAGGUCCACACUUACUCCAGCCCGACCUUCUGCGACCACUGCGGCUCCCUCCUCUACGGGCUGAUUCACCAGGGCAUGAAAUGUGACCACUGUAUGAUGAACAUCCACAAGCGAUGUGUGGCCAACGUCCCGAGCCUGUGUGGGACGGAUCACACCGAGAGGAGAGGACGCCUGCAGAUCUCCGCCCAGAUCGCGGACAACAUUCUCACCGUCACCAUCAAAGAGGCCAGGAACCUGGUUCCCAUGGACCCCAACGGCCUGUCAGACCCCUACGUCAAGCUCAAGCUGAUCCCAGAUCCCAAAAGUGAGAGCAAGCAGAAGACCAAGACCAUCAAAUGUUGCCUCAACCCCACCUGGAAUGAGACCUUCACUUUCAAACUAAAAGAAAGCGACAAGGACCGCCGCCUCUCGGUGGAGAUCUGGGACUGGGACUUGACUAGCAGGAACGACUUCAUGGGAGCGCUGUCCUUUGGGAUCUCAGAGCUCCAGAAACAAGGAGUGGACGGAUGGUUCAAGAUGCUUUCUCAGGAGGAAGGGGAGUACUUCAAUGUCCCUGUCCAGCCGGAUGGAGAAGACGGCAACGAGGAGCUACGACAAAAGUUUGAGAGGGCGAGGGUGGGGCCGGGGAAGCCCGCCGACUCCUCUUCCUCCUCCUCGGUGUGCAAGUACGACAGCAACGGCAAUCAGGACCGGGUCAAGCUCUCCGACUUCAACUUCAUCAUGGUCUUGGGCAAGGGCAGCUUUGGCAAGGUGAUGCUGGCUGAGAGGAAGGGCACCGAUGAGCUGUACGCCGUCAAGAUCCUUAAGAAGGACGUGGUGAUCCAGGACGACGACGUGGAGUGCACCAUGGUGGAGAAGAGGGUCCUCGCCCUGGCCGGCAAACCGCCUUUCCUCACUCAGCUGCACUCGUGUUUCCAAACCAUGGACCGGUUGUAUUUUGUUAUGGAGUACAUCAACGGAGGAGAUCUCAUGUACCAGAUCCAACAGGUCGGCAAGUUCAAGGAGCCUCAUGCCGUGUUCUAUGCUGCAGAGAUUGCCAUUGGACUCUUCUUCCUUCACUCCAAAGGCAUCGUGUACCGGGAUCUGAAGCUGGACAACGUGAUGCUGGACGCUGAAGGCCACAUCAAGAUAGCCGACUUUGGCAUGUGCAAAGAGAACAUGUCCGAUGGAAUUACCACAAAAACCUUCUGUGGCACACCGGACUACAUCGCUCCGGAGAUCAUCGCCUAUCAGCCCUAUGGGAAGUCUGUGGACUGGUGGGCCUUUGGGGUUCUGCUCUAUGAAAUGCUCGCUGGACAGCCGCCUUUCGACGGGGAAGACGAAGACGAGCUGUUCCAGUCGAUCAUGGAGCAUCACGUCUCUUACCCUAAAUCCAUGUCCAAAGAAGCUGUUGCUAUCUGCAAGGGGCUGAUGACCAAGCAUCCAGGUAAGCGUCUGGGCUGCGGUCCGGAGGGGGAGAGAGACAUCAAGGAGCACGCCUUCUUCCGCUACAUAGACUGGGAAAAGCUGGAGAGCAAAGAGGUCCAGCCGCCUUUCAAACCCAAAGCUUGUGGGCGUGAUGCAGAGAACUUUGAUCGCUUUUUCACACGCCACCCCCCCGAGCUGACCCCCCCAGAUCAGGAGCUUAUAUCCAACCUGGACCAGGAAGAGUUCCAAGGCUUCUCAUUUGUUAACCCUGAGUACCCUCACACACCUCACUGACCACACACCAUCGCCGGGCUGCACUAGUGAUCCCCGACGCCUCGGAAAACGCACCAAAUCACAAAACCACACAGAUCCGCCAUCCGGCAGGGUGACGCGUCAAAGGAAUAGUUCAACAUUUUUUUGGGGGGAAAUACUUGGAUGACAGGAUUGGUAUCGGUCUCAUGUCUGCGUGUCGGGUAAGAAGCUGGAGCCAGGCGGCGAUUGGCGUUAACCGCUCACCUGGCUCUGUCUAAAGUUCUAGCCGUCACCGUAAAGCACAUAUUGUCGUAUCACACGGUGUGUCUUAAUUAGUAAACUUUAGUUGUUGUUUUUUUUUGCCGUUUCUCCUCCGGCUUCUAGUUUUUAUUCCAAGCCGAGAUGACACAGUUCCUUCCUGCACUCACAUGUUGUUACCAAUCCUCUCAUCGAUCUCAAACUGACAAAUAAGCGUAUUCCCCAGAAAAAAAAACCCAUUCUCUAAAUAACGCAGGAAUGCAAGUGCGUGCAGGCGCUCAAACGGUAACAAUCAGGAGAAAUAGUCUGACGUCCACGUGUCAAGUUGCCGGUGGGGAGCCACUACUUCCAGUUUACUGUGGUUUAGCACACCGCCGCUACCGGCCGUACCUCCAUCCUCCAGCUCCUGGAUGCCGCCCGACUGCGCACGCCAGCAGGUUCAGGUCGGGGUCCGGACCCGGGGGGGGGGGCGACCUGAGCCUGCUCUGUUUCCGCGUCGCCAACCCCCUGUGAUUGCAGAUCAGUAGUAUUGAUGCGUGUGUGUGUGUGUGUGUGCUAUACAUACAAUGCCAGAGAAAACUGACCUGUUGCUUUGCUAUGAUUGUUUGAGCGCCGAUGUUUACUUUAUAUUGUCUCUAGGACCAAAUAGCUUUACACUUUCUAUUCCAUGUUGUGAUUAGCUUGAAUAUUUUGCCGAUUUCUUGAUGAGCCACAGGGGAGAGGAUAUACGUCUUUAUACGCGCAGCCAGGAAAAAAUGACUUUUGGCUGAAAUUUGAUUACUUUUCUCGCGACUCUAAUGAAAACAUUCCCCUCAUUACACUGUGUUUCAAUGACAUCGCUUUGCUUGUAAAAAGAAAAAGAAAAAAACAUGUAUUGGAAGAUUCUUGUGACGCUGGUAGUUUUUUAGGACGUCCAAAAGUGCCAAAAAAAAAAAUUAGAUUCAGAAUCACGAGGAUGUGGAAAAAUAGUGUCCUCAACAACUGUGAUGACGGGCGGCCGUCCCGUGCCAUUUUCCAGUACGUGUAAUUAUUAGAAAAUGCGUCAUAGCUGGUCUCUUCUUCAACAAUAAGAUCUCAUUGUGAGGAAGGUUGUGUGAUCUUUUUGUAACCGUGUAACGAUGCAGGGUUGUAACAACGUGUCAGACUUUGUUCUUUGAGCUCGUAUCAAAAAGGGAGGCGCGCUGACGUCGCAGAUGCUCGCCGAUUAACCCGAUCGAUUAAGUCAGGUGGAAAAAGUGAGCGUUUAUUGUGAUGAUUGCAUUGGUGUCUAUUCGAUGGUGACAUAACGAGAGAGAGAGAGAGAGGGUGAGGAAAAUUAUAUAGAUAUAUAUAUUGAUAUUAUAUAAGAGGUAUUUGGACAAAUUGUUCUGGAUGAGAGCGAUGCUUCUGUGGAUUGUGUAAUUGUCCUGUGUGACUGGAAACUGAUAAUAUACUCACUGGUGCCUACCAGAAUACUU